AAAACGAACAAAAAAAAAAAAAAAGAAAACGAACAAAAAACCACUAAAAAGAAGAGCAAAUGACGUGUCUACUCUGGAUUCAUUUCUUUCUUAUACUUGUAUUGAAAAAUAGUUCAGCAGAAUUCACCAUUUUAAGUUCCUGUAAAAGCUUUUGUGGAAACGUCUCGAUUCCAUAUCCGUUUGGAAUAGGAAACGGUUGCUACCUCAAUCAUUGGUACGAAAUAAACUGUACUGAAAUUUCCUCCCGUAAAUUCAUUCCAUUUCUGCGUAAGAUCAACAAAGAAGUAGUCCAAAUCGAUCUUCCGAGCCCAAUAAAACCCGAGGAAGAUUCCAGUCUUUAUGGAUCACUCCGAAUCAAAACCAACAUAGCUUCGAUGGGGUGUUCUGGCGGCCACGGACAAAACUUGGAAGAGAUUUUGAACUUCACCGGAACACCGUUUACCAUCAGCAACAAAAACAACCUCAUGGCUUUCGGGUGCAACAACAAGGCCACACUGACGAAUGUUGAGCCCAGAAUUAUUGGAUGCAUCAGCACUUGUGGCACAUUCGACCCAUGGCUAUAUACACUCAUGGAUGCAUUCUUAGCAAAUACAACCUGCGUAGGCAAUGAAUGUUGCAAUGCAAGUACACCUACAGAGGGACGUUAUGUAAUAGGUGUGAAAAUAGAGAGCAUCCAUGGUAACAACCCAAGAGAAGGGUGCAAUGUCGCGUUCGUAACAGACGAAUAUGGCCAACCCUCACUGUGGCGCAACAGAACUGAUUCGAGAAGGCUUCACGCUCUGAAAUAUGCUACAGUUCAUCUGAAGUGGGAAGCUAUGGCAACAAAUGAUUCGUUUAAAGAAUCCUUGGGGUGCCGCGAUUAUUUUGAGGACUCUAACACUACCAAUCCUUGCUACUGCGACUGGGACCUCCCAACUCAAAUAAGGUGUGCGUGUAUCUAUGGUUAUGAGGGUAACCCAUAUAUUAAAAACGACUGCAAAGAUAUUGAUGAAUGUAAAAAGCGCAAAGAUGGACGUCCCGAGGUUUGUGUUAAUAGCGACCAAAUUUGUCUCAAUACUCCGGGUACAUAUCAAUGCGUGACCAAGAAAAGUAAGAAGACAUUCGUAAUUUAUAUAGGUAAAUCUGCUUUCUGGGUCAGCAUCGGUUUGAGCGUGUUAAUGGUGGGCGUUGGAAUAUGGCUAUACAUAUUUAUUAAGAAGUAUAGAAAGACCAAGCGCAGAGAAAAGUUCUUUAAGCGAAAUGGAGGUCUUUUGUUACAGCAACAAUUGGACUCAAGAGAAGGCUACGUAGAGAAAGCAGUAGUAUUCAGCUCUAAAGAAUUGGAGAAAGCUACAGAGAGCUUCAGUGUAAACAGAGUGCUUGGUCAUGGUGGGCAAGGAACAGUGUUCAAAGGAAUGCUUGCUGAUGGUAGGAUCGUAGCGGUAAAAAAAUCUAAGCUUGUGGAUCAAGAUAAGGUCGAAGAGUUCAUAAAUGAAGUUUCCAUACUCUCUCUGAUCAAUCACCGCAACAUCGUGAAUAUACUCGGAUGUUGUCUAGAAACGGAGGUACCCCUACUUGUUUAUGAAUAUAUCCCAAAUGGCAAUCUUUUCCAACUUCUUCAUGAAGAGGAUGAUCACACGUUAAUUACGUGGGAGUUACGUCUGCGUAUUGCCAUAGAUACAGCGGGAGCUUUGUCAUACCUUCAUUCUGCUGCUGCAUCUCCGAUUUAUCAUAGAGAUGUCAAAUCAUCAAACAUCUUGUUAGAUGAGAAUUACCGAGCUAAGGUUUCGGAUUUCGGAACCUCACGCUCGAUACGCGUUGAUCAAACUCACCUGACAACCGCGGUUAUAGGUACUACAGGAUAUGUUGAUCCUGAGUACUUUCAAUCCUGCCAGUUUACAGAAAAGAGUGAUGUGUACAGCUUCGGAGUUGUGCUUGUUGAGCUAAUGACUGGAGAAAAACCGUUUGCUUUCCAACGGUUUGGGGAAAACAGAACAUUGGUCACUUACUUCAAUCUUGCCCUAAAAGAGAAGAGACUUUACGACAUUAUUGAUGCUAGAAUAAGGAAUGACUGUAAGCUGGGACAAGUCAUGCUUAUAGCAAACCUUGCGAAAAGGUGUCUAAAUCUUAACGGAAAGAAGAGACCAAGCAUGAGAGAGGUUUGGUCGCAAUUGGAGAGUUCGAGACAUGGAGAUCUACACACUGAGGUUGAAGUACUUAGCAGUGAUGAUGAUGAUGAUGAUGAUUGAUGACUAGUCACUUUUCCAUUGUAAUAAUUUGGGUGAAACAAAUUGUCAUAGUUUUCACUUGGCCGCAUCUACUACACAUAUGUACUUUGCUUAUAUUGUUGUUCUAUGAUUAUGAUGACUAUACUUAUUUAAUGUUUGGAACUUUUUUUUACAUAAUUUUUUUAUCUAUCAUUUUCAUAUUCAGGAAAUUGAAAAAGGUCUACUUUUCAAAUUAUUUAAUUUGGCGGACCAAGUUUCCUUGACUAAUUCCAUCUGAAUUAACAAUUAUAUACAGAA
Molecule: messenger RNA, 2504 nt
Organism: Arabidopsis lyrata subsp. lyrata
Lineage: Eukaryota; Viridiplantae; Streptophyta; Magnoliopsida; Brassicales; Brassicaceae
Product: wall-associated receptor kinase-like 10
Exons: 3
Coding region: 60-2228 (722 amino acids)
Biological process (GO): protein phosphorylation; cell surface receptor signaling pathway
Cellular component (GO): plasma membrane
Molecular function (GO): ATP binding; polysaccharide binding; protein serine/threonine kinase activity
Source: RefSeq, a predicted model, not a curated record